Molecule: messenger RNA, 554 nt
Organism: Micromonas commoda
Lineage: Eukaryota; Viridiplantae; Chlorophyta; Mamiellophyceae; Mamiellales; Mamiellaceae
Exons: 2
Coding region: 22-414 (130 amino acids)
Source: RefSeq, a predicted model, not a curated record
GGCGCGAUCCCUGCGGAAGUCAUGGCCGACAUGAAACGUCCAUCGAGUGUAACCGUGUCGGAUGAGCCCACGGAUGGCCCCACGACCCCAGAAUCAAAGGCCCCUCCAAAGCCCUCAAAGGAAUGGGCCGAGCCUGACCACCCAGGCCCGCUGUUCAUCGCUAAACCCCGGACCCCGAACGGCUCCUUCGCGUCCGAUACCGUCGGAGUGUACCAAAGAGUACACUAUCCCAACGAGCUGCCCUACGUGGAGAAAGCCACCCCCGCUGCUGAAGGUCCAGAUUACCCCUGGCUGACGUCUUUCCAGCGCAAACAGAUGGGCAUAGAGGACCACGAAGGUAUUGAGAUCAAAGGACGAAGGAACCCGAGCGGAGGAUUCUUCAGUACCUCGGACGUAGCCAGCAAGGUUAAGUAAGAGUUGGCAUCCAAGGAUCGAUAGCGGCGAGGCAACUUUUGGUGAUGGAUGUGAUUUGUGCAUAACGGGGGCGCGAUGCAUGCCCUCGAUGAAGGUAAUGCUCUAGUUGGUUUGUAAAUUUACAUACAUUGUACAUGGCA